Ustilaginoidea virens is the source of this 1308-nucleotide messenger RNA. RefSeq lists its product as uncharacterized. Gene Ontology annotation, biological process: purine nucleotide biosynthetic process; 5-phosphoribose 1-diphosphate biosynthetic process. The transcript has 2 exons. Gene Ontology annotation, cellular component: ribose phosphate diphosphokinase complex; cytoplasm. Gene Ontology annotation, molecular function: magnesium ion binding; ribose phosphate diphosphokinase activity. NCBI's taxonomy places the organism in Eukaryota, Fungi, Ascomycota, Sordariomycetes, Hypocreales, Clavicipitaceae. The coding region runs from base 1 to 1308 and encodes 435 amino acids. The record is from RefSeq and is a predicted model, not a curated record.
AUGGUUCGCAAUAUUGUGUUGCUCGGCGGCAACUCCCAUCCCCAGCUGACGGAAAAUGUCUGCAACUUUCUCGGCAUCCCCUCAUGCAACCGCAUAUUGACCAAGUUCUCGGGUGGAGAGAGCCGUUGUGAGAUCAAGGACUCUGUCCGUGGCAAGGAUGUUUUCAUCAUCCAGUCUGGCUCCGGCCAUGUCAACGACAACCUCAUCGACCUCUGUAUCAUGAUAUCUGCCUGCAAGACGGGCUCAGCCAAACGAGUCACCGCCGUCGUUCCUCUCUUCCCUUACUCCAGGCAACCCGACUGGCCCUACAACAAAGCCGGCGCGCCCUUGUCCAAGCAUUCAGAGACUCCUAGAAAGGACUACACCUUCGAGAGCGUGCCGGCCACGCCUCGUCCUGGAGGUCCACGCAGCCAUGGAUUGACCAAUGGAGCGUCCCAUCUCGCCGACAAGCUCUCAAAAGCUACCAUCUCAGAGACGAAUGGCUCAGAUUACUUACCCAAGAGGUCAGAUACUCUAUCUAGCGUCGGUUCCAACGGACGUGGUGGCCACACUGCCGAAGGCUCCGUCUCCUCUCAACGGAGUUUCACCACACACGACUACGAAAAUCCCAACAGCGUCGCCGCCACCUUCCAAGCCAAGCCUGGCUACAAGCAAUGGGUUGCUCAAGCCGGCACGCUAGUUGCUGACCUGCUCACUUGCGCUGGCGCCGACCACAUCAUCACCAUGGACCUGCACGAUCCUCAAUACCAAGGCUUCUUCGACAUUCCCGUCGACAACCUCUACGGCAAGCCGCUCAUACAGAACUACAUUCAGAAGAACAUCCCCGGCUACAGGGAUGCUGUCAUUGUCUCUCCUGAUGCCGGCGGCGCCAAGCGAGCCACCGCCAUUGCUGACAGCCUCAAGAUGGACUUUGCGCUUAUUCACAAGGAACGACGUCCCAUCAAGUUCACCGACCAGCGCAAUGCCAGCAUGAUGCUCGUGGGCGACAUUGCCAACCGCGUUUGCAUCUUGGUCGACGACCUGGGGGACACGGCCAAUACCAUCACGCGCGCUGCGAAGCUGCUGAAGAAGGAAGGCGCUACCAGGGUGUAUGCUCUGCUCACCCAUGGCGUCUUCAGCGGCGAUGCCAUUUCCCGCCUCAAUGCGUCGGCAAUUGACAGGAUAAUCGUGACCAAUUCCGUGCCGCAAGAUGAACACCGUCGCCUGUGCCCCAAGCUGGAUGUGCUGGAUGUUUCCCCCAUCUUUGCCGAGGCUAUCCGUCGUGUUCAUCACGGUGAAUCCAUCAGCAGGCUUUUCCAGUACGAUUAA